Molecule: messenger RNA, 396 nt
Organism: Aspergillus calidoustus
Lineage: Eukaryota; Fungi; Ascomycota; Eurotiomycetes; Eurotiales; Aspergillaceae
Source: the annotation of a GenBank genome assembly
AUGCUCCGCCCCAUCACCGUCGGCCAGGUCAUUCCCCGCCGCCUCCUCUCGACAACCGCAUCCAGAAUGGCCUCCGCAUCAAGUACCCCGAUGGAAGAUCUCAUGCGGGAAAAGAUAACAAACGCAUUCAAUCCCUCCACCCUGAUUAUCCGCAACGACUCGCAUCUUCACUCGCACCAUGCGCCGAUGCGUGGAUCAACGUCGAAGGAAACACAUUUCCAUGUGACGAUUACGUCGCCGUCCUUCCAGUCGAAGAUGCAGCCUGCGAGGCAUCGAAUGGUAUAUGCUUUGUUGAAGGAAGAGAUGAGCCAGGAGGGUGGAAUCCAUGCGCUGCAGCUGAAGACGAAGACACCGGAGGAGGAGCAGAGGGAAAAGGAGAGGCAGACACAAGCUUGA